Messenger RNA from Lodderomyces theae, 717 nucleotides. Its product is annotated as HSP31. The transcript has a single exon. Gene Ontology annotation, molecular function: glyoxalase III activity. NCBI's taxonomy places the organism in Eukaryota, Fungi, Ascomycota, Pichiomycetes, Serinales, Debaryomycetaceae. The record is from RefSeq and is a predicted model, not a curated record. Bases 1 to 717 code for a protein of 238 amino acids.
AUGGUUAAAGCUUUACUUGCAGUUACUUCCUACAACGGUCCAUUCUACCCAAACGGUGACAAGACCGGUUUGUACGCUACUGAAGCAAUUGAACCAUUUUUAGAAUUGGCUCAAAAGGGUUACGAAGUUACCAUUGCUUCCGAAACUGGUGAAUUUGGAUAUGACCCACACUCAUUGACCGAAGAUGCCUUGCAAGGAAAAGCUAGAGAAGUUUACGAAAACAAGGACUCUUCAUACAAUACAGCCUUGAAGAACAUCAAAAAGGCUUCAGAUUUGACUAAUGAAAAGUUUGAUCUUUUCUUUGCUAGUGCCGGACACGCCACAUUGUUUGAUUACCCAAAGGCCAAGAACUUGCAAAAGAUCUUGAUUGACACCUAUUUGAAUGGCGGUGUCGUUGCUGCUGUGUGUCACGGACCUGCAAUCUUUGAAAACCUUGAAGAUCCAAAGACUAAGCAACCUUUUGUUAAGGGUAAGAAGAUUACUGGUUUCACUGAUGAAGGUGAAGAGCAAUUGGGCUUGACCAAGACUAUCAAGGACCAUGGAUUGUUGACGAUUAAGCAAGUUGCUGAGAAGGAAGGUGCUACUUAUGUGCCACCAAAGGGUCCUUGGGAUGCCUUCUCUGUAACCGAUGGAAAGAUUGUUACUGGUGUCAACCCACAAUCGGCAUUUGCCACCGUCAGGGACGCUGUUGUUGCCGUUGAAUCAGUCAGUAACUAG